Molecule: messenger RNA, 1018 nt
Organism: Heterobilharzia americana
Lineage: Eukaryota; Metazoa; Platyhelminthes; Trematoda; Strigeidida; Schistosomatidae
Source: the annotation of a GenBank genome assembly
GUAACCCCUUUCAUGUUGAUGUUCAUCUAAUUUUAAGGUGUUAGAUAAAUGACAAACGUUCAGUGUUUAUUAUGAUGUCAACCACUGACUUUAAAUAUUAUAAUAUAUUAUUUAAUGUAAAUAUACAUUUAUAUUGGUAUAUGGAUUAUAAUCUAAUAAUAUUGUCUUCUUCUUAUUAAAGAUAAUAUAUAAAAAUGUUUGCUUCAAACGUCCAUAGCUUUAUUCAUUGGCUAACAUUAGUUAUAUAUAUGCAUGUUCUGUGAAUCACUAAUCUUUGAUGUACUUUACAUUUCUCAUUUGAACAAAUCAUCUAUGCACAAAACUAGUUUGAAAAUCUCAUACAGACUACACUUAGAUUUUGUAAUUUAUUACAUUUUAAUAAAUUUUUGUCUGUAUAGUACAUCCAUUGAACAAUGCAGAGCAUUAUUGAAUAAACAAAUAUAUAACACAAUUGAAAAUGAAUAUGGAAUCAAUGAAAGAUAUAGUGCCAGAUCGUUGAUAAAUCUUGUCCUUAUUUAUUUAACUGUAUUCCAAUCAAAUCUACUAAGGUGGUAUAAAGAAGUUGUGAAAGAUAAGCGUGUUUUCUGGUUGUUGACACUCAUAAUUCUUUCACAUUUGAUACACUAUCCUCUAGAAAGACCUACUUUACAAGGCCAUGCAUUGAAGUUGAAAAUAAAUAAUUAUAUAAAUCUUAUUCAAGGUAAAAUUUAUAAUUGCCUAGCUUAUCUGGAUGGUUAUUUAACAUUUCCUACGGUAGAGGCUAGACAACCACCAGUUGGAUUUCCUGAACCACCGGAGAAAUUUACAUCUUAUGAACAAAUGGUUGAUUACUUGGCAGCUGUGAAUCAGUACUAUCAAGUGUUUGGCCGUUCAAGAUAUGGAUAAAGAUGAAAAGUAUCAAUGGGGGAUGGAUAUUCAAUGUUCAACAUACGUGUUCAAUAUGCAUUGAAUAAUUCUGAAAAAUGUAACUCGGAAAUUUCAUGCAAUAAAUAAAAAUAAUAAAUGUUGUUCACUUGUA